Messenger RNA from Cetraspora pellucida, 219 nucleotides. The record is from the annotation of a GenBank genome assembly. NCBI's taxonomy places the organism in Eukaryota, Fungi, Glomeromycota, Glomeromycetes, Diversisporales, Gigasporaceae.
AUGUUUAAAGAGUAUGAACCCUGUUACUUUUAUCUUAAAACCAAACUUUACCUAUGUUAUGAAUCUUGGGCAAGAUAUGCUAUCUUAAAGUUGUUCACAGCUGGUGCUAAAUUAACACAGAGAGUGAAAUCGAUAAAUGGUAUUUUAAAAAAACAUCUUGAUCAAUAUACAUUGUUGAAAGAGCUGAUGAAAAUAAUUGAACAAGAACUGGAAAAAAAG